GUGGGCCUGGAUGAUAUUCAUGCUUUGUGGUGCAGGUUUCUUCUCUCAGCCGAUGGUGACGUAGUUGCGCGCCUAACCGAGCCUGUCUGUGUGACUUUUAAAAAAAUGGGGGGCGGAGGGCUGUAGGGCGCAACCAUUUCACACCUCCACCGCGUGAGAACAGGCCAAAUAUUAAUAACAAUAACCAUCCGAGGAUGACAAUUUCUAGAUAAAGCUCUCAACUCCGGCGAUCAUCGGGAGCUCCAGAAACUGAGUCAGCGCGGAGGAGACGCACCGUGCUCAUUCCGAUGGUGCGCAAAGUCCAGCUGACAGCCUCGGGAACUUAAAUGCACAGCUGAGCGCGUUUCUAAUGUAAGACGGUGUUUAAUAUUAAUUGCGGUGUGCCGUUCGUGUAGAGGAGAGGAGCCGGGAGAGAGCAGCUCGGCGGCAGAGCCUACCUACAGGAGCGACAUCACAGAUUUCCUGCGCUAACGCAGCGGAGAGAGGGGGAGGAGGAGAGCGCUGAUUCACGGCUUGCAGGAGGAGGGAGAGCCGUGCGGACAGGGCUCAGAAGAUCCAUCUCCAAUCUUAAAAUACAGACCCCCCCUUCCACCACCACCACCUCCACCUCCACCCUCCUCCUCCUCCUCCCUUGUCAUUGACAGCUCUGCGACCCGGUCAAUCCGUCAGACAGGGAGGAUCUGGGGAGGAGGGCGCCAAGGCAGGAGAGGACGAAAGGCGAUCACCUCUGGCCGGUUUGAUCCAAACGCCAAUACCGUGCAGGCUGGGGACCUGGCUCUGCGUGCACGAGGACGACACAGUGGCUUCACCGGGGGAUUUUGGUCCGAGGAGCACGUUUGAGUCCAGCGAGAUAACACAGGGACUGUUGAGGAGGUGAUCGGAGCGGCACUAUAAUAACAAUAAUAAUAAUAAAGGGGGCGGACAGGAGCUAUUUCGCAGUUUCUACAUAAACUCCCCGGAAUACAAAUCCAGGUGGUAGGUGGAGAAAAAGCACAGCCCAGUGCUGGAUCCCAGGGGGACUGUCAGCGUGGUAAGGACCCUUGAGACGAAGGAGGGUGCAUGGAGGGUUCAAGGCCUGUAAAGCCAGGGUCAUCAGCCUGCCUCUGGUUGGGGCUGGUCUCUGUGGCUGUAGCCUUCCUUUGUACAGAGGCCCGGACCACUCCGAGUCCUCUGGUAACCCCCAGCAAUGCGACCUGCGAGGGAAACUCCAAAUGUCAUCCAGGGAUCAUCCUCCCCAUCUGGUAUCCCGAGGAUCCCUCCAUGGGAGACAAGAUCGCACGGGUCAUUGUGUAUUUUGUGGCCAUGAUCUACAUGUUUCUCGGAGUCUCCAUCAUUGCCGACCGCUUCAUGGCGGCCAUUGAGGUCAUCACCUCCCAGGAGAGGGAACUUGUCAUCAAAAGACCUAAUGGGGAAACAACCACCACCACGAUUCGGGUGUGGAAUGAAACGGUCUCGAACCUCACUCUCAUGGCCUUGGGCUCGUCUGCCCCUGAGAUUCUGCUCUCUGUAAUUGAGGUUUGUGGACAUGGGUUCAGAUCCGGUGAACUUGGGCCCGCCACAAUUGUCGGCAGUGCAGCCUUCAAUAUGUUUGUCAUCAUUGGCCUCUGUGUGUCUGUCAUUCCCCAAGGAGAGGUACGCAAGGUCAAACACCUCAGAGUGUUCUUUGUCACUGCAGGCUGGAGCAUCUUUGCUUACAUCUGGCUCUACAUGAUCCUGGCUGUGUUUUCUCCUAACGUAGUCCAGGUCUGGGAGGGUCUACUCACACUGGCCUUCUUCCCCAUAUGCGUACUCCUUGCGUGGGUAGCAGACAGACGACUGCUCUUCUACAAGUUCAUGCACAAGAAGUAUCGCACUGACAAACACAGAGGUGUCAUCAUCGAGACGGAGGCUGAACGCUCCAAAGGGAUUGAAAUGGACGGGAAGAUGGUCAACUCUCACUUCAUGGAUGGAGGUGCGGCAAGCAAUCUUAUUGGUUUGAUCGAGAGCAAAGAGGUAGAUGAGUCCCGGCGUGACAUGAUCCGCAUCUUGAAAGACCUGAAGCAGAAGCACCCAGAGAAAGAGCUGGAUCAGCUGGUCGAGAUGGCCAACUACUACGCUCUGUCGCACCAGCAAAAGAGCCGUGCCUUCUACCGCAUCCAAGCUACACGCAUGAUGACAGGCGCGGGAAAUAUCCUGAAGAAACACGUUGCAGAGCAGGCGAAGAAGAGCGCAAGCGUGCAGGAGGUGCACGUGGAGGAGCCAGAAGAGUAUGUGUCACGAAUUGCUUUCGAGCCUGCCGUCUACCAGUGCCUGGAGAACUGUGGCGCCGUCAUUCUGACCAUUACCAGAAAAGGCGGCGACAUCAACAAGACGAUCUACGUGGAUUAUAAGACGGAGGAUGGCUCCGCUAAUGCUGGGGCCGACUACGAGUUCUCAGAGGGAACAGUGGUGUUCAAACCAGGAGAGAUGAUCAAGGAAAUAAACAUUGGCAUCAUAGAUGACGACAUCUUUGAAGAGGACGAGCACUUUUUUGUGCGGCUCAGCAAUCUGCGUGUCCUGGAGACGGAGGACGAGGUGCUGUCCCCCAACAGUCUCCCGUACCCAAAGGCCAUGCUGGGCUUCCCCACUGUGGCCACUGUGACCAUUUUGGAUGACGAUCAUUCAGGCAUCUUCACCUUUGAGAGCAGCUCAGUGCACGUCAGUGAGAGCAUGGGUAUUAUGGAAGUGAAAGUACUCAGGACUUCUGGAGCAAGGGGGACGGUCAUUGUGCCUUAUCGCACUAUGGAGGGACUCGCCAAAGGUGGAGGGGAGGACUUUGAAGACACCUAUGGAGAGCUGGAGUUCAAAAAUGACGAGACCUGCAAACUUAUUCACGUGAAAAUUAUUGACGAUGAGGAGUAUGAGAAAAACAAGAACUUCUUCCUGGAGCUGGCCGAACCUCGCAUGGUAGACAUGAGUCUGCAGAAAGCCCGGUUGUUAGCCAAUGAUCCAGACGUUCAGGAAGUUUAUACCGGGAGCCGAAUUAUCCGCAGAGGCCUCUUCCUCUCCAAAACAAACAGACAAGAUGUACCAGACAGGACGAUGACAUCAGACGAGGAGGAGGCCAGGCGGAUCGCAGAGAUGGGAAAACCAGUGCUGGGGGAACACUCCAAGCUGGAAGUCAUUAUUGAAGAAUCAUACGAGUUUAAGAGCACAGUGGACAAGCUGAUUAAGAAGACCAACCUGGCGCUGGUGGUGGGAACCAACUCAUGGAGAGACCAGUUCAUGGAGGCCAUCACAGUCAGUGCAGAUGAGGACGAAGAGGACACAGGGGAAGAGCGGCUGCCGUCCUGUUUCGACUACGUCAUGCACUUCCUCACCGUCUUCUGGAAGGUCCUGUUUGCUUGCGUUCCUCCCACAGACUACCUGCACGGCUGGGCCUGUUUCAUUGUCUCCAUCAUCAUCAUCGGCCUGCUCACGGCCGUCAUCGGCGACCUGGCGUCUCACUUUGGCUGCACCAUCGGCCUCAAGGACUCGGUGACUGCUGUGGUGUUUGUGGCGCUUGGUACAUCAGUCCCAGAUACCUUUGCCAGCAAGGUAUCAGCAGUCCAGGACACCUACGCAGACGCCUCUAUCGGGAAUGUGACCGGCAGCAACGCCGUCAACGUCUUCUUGGGAAUCGGCAUGGCCUGGUCGGUGGCGGCCAUCUACUGGCACAUGAAAGGAAAGCCGUUUGUGGUGGAAGCCGGCUCACUGGCUUUCUCCGUCACCCUCUUCACCAUCUUCGCCUUCCUGGCCAUCUCGGUGCUGCUUUACCGGCGCCGGGCCCACAUCGGAGGAGAACUGGGCGGGCCCCGGGGACACAGACUGGCCACGUCAGCCUUCCUUUUCGGCCUCUGGUUCCUUUACAUCCUCUUCUCCAGUCUGGAGGCCUACUGUCAUAUAGAGGGCUUCUAAGCAGCAAAGACUUCAGCGUGAGAGAAAACAAACAUGCAGGGGUUCAAAGUACAACUUCAGAGGUAACAGAGCGAAUUCUCACUGUGGAAUUUGGGUCAGUCUUGUUUGGUAUGAAAGGACAGAAGAGGUAGACCCAGGGUUUUCCCAGACACCUCCCUCCCUCUCUCUCUCCCUCAACCCCUUCUGUAAGGAUGCUUGGAGGUGAUUAUCCUGCCCUCUAGUGCCAACAGGCCUGUCCGCCCCGGCUGCAGGGGAGCCGUCCUGAGCCUGUGCGAGUGUGCUUACAGUUGGGAUUGGGUUACCUCCGAGUCCAGAAGAUGCCGAUGCCGGGUUGGUCCUGCAUUCCACUGGAAGAGACUGCAGUCUUAUAACCGGAGAGAGUUGAGUUAAUCAAAGGUCUAUAUUUUUCUCAACAUCCGACGAGAACGACUUUUUUUAAAAAGUAUUUUGGCGAUAAAAACGCAAAAAUAAAUAAAACAAAAAAAUAAAAUAAAACAAACACACACACACAGACAAAAGGAGGAAUAAAAGAACUAUUUUCUGAUCUACGUUAAGGAAUAACAAAAAGAUAAUAUUGUAAAUGGGAAUAUGUUGUUGAGUGACAGUGGGAUGGAUUCAUAGUAUUUAUUUUUAUUUGCAUAGUUUCCUAAGGAGCACUGCAGAGUUCUCAGAUAUCACACGAUGAAGAAGAAGAAGAUGAAGAAGAGGAGCAACAGUGACAGUUCAUACUGGCAGACGAAUCACCAUUCAAACAGACGAGGAGGAAGAGGUGGACACAGUGAACGUGGUCAAACUGCCCUGAACAUUACUUCCGUACUCUAUACGUAUCUAUAUAUAAUAUAUUUCCAUAUUUUCUGUAUAUUUUGAAUAUUUGUUUAAAUGUGGUCACCUUCUGCUCUAACAACAGAGGAUUGCUGUGGCUAAGCGGGAUGGGGAGGGGAGGGGGGGUCAAACUAUAUACUGGAACGAUGUCUUCACAUUUCUAAGAGUUAUGUAUCUUGCCUAGGUAAAAGUAUGACAUUGUAUUUUAUUUAUUUACUGAUAUCUUGGUCUCACUCGAGUUUUCACCUUUUCAAUCAGAAAUCCGAAAAAAGAACAAAAAAAAAACAACGUGUUGCUGCAGAGGUUAAAUUCAGAGGUAUUUUUGUACUGUUCCUUCCAUGCACUUUGCUGUAUAGUUCUAUUUAUGGAGACUUCUACUUGUACAUGUGCAAAAGGCCAAUAUUAAAGGUGUCACUAUGGACUGAACAGAGUGCCUGUGGAGGGAGAGGCGUUUGCUGCAGCCGCCCACACUGACACUGACGAGCUCUUAGCUCAGCUCAACUACUGAAGAGUUUCCUCCUAAAAUUGAGCAUAACAGUUUUCAAAGCUGCAUUGAUAGAUAUAUUUGGUCUUUAAGGGGGCAGCAGAACAAGCAACACAAGACCUGCCAGAAAGCUGAAGUCAUGCUAGCUGCUAGCUAGUCAUGCUAGUCUGCUAGCUCCUGUUUCGCUAGCUUCUGUUCCACUAGCUUCUGUAUCUUAGUGCCAAAUUUAGGGUUUCUUUCAUCUGUAUUUCUGAAAACAAUUCAUCAUGGUCCUGGUUUCCACUUUUUAAAAUAAUUGGGUGUCUAUGAAGGUCAAAACUUUAGCCAUACAUUAGCCUUAGCAUUAUCCUAACUUUCUGCCAUAUCUUUUUAGCUGGAAUUUAUGCCAUCUAACAAUGUCUACACCGCUCUGCACUUUGUGUCCUGCUGUUGUUACAGCUAGCCACUCGUCUCUGGUGACAUUUAACCUACAAUGGUCUAGGGCAUACUGAAAAAGUCAGGCUGUUUUCAUGCAUUGCUGGUAUAAAAAGUAAUGCACCAGAAUUCGUAUACCCGCGUAAUCAUGAACAAGUAAAUCGUGUAACCCACAUUAUUGGGAGGGCUGCAAUUACGUAAACGAUGUGCUGACAGGAGAAGAGAACAAAGUGAAAAAAAAACAACGAAAGUUCGCAUGAGGUUGGGGUGGUGGAGGGGUCAAACAAACACAGGACUGUACCUCAGGAGAUCGGCGCUUGUGUCCCAUUUAAAAGAAAGUGAACUUUGAGUUAUUUUAAGGCACAUCAACAUGUUUCUUUACCUUAACCUCAGGCCUACUUACAUAACUUCACUUUGCUAACCCUAACCUACGCAACUUUACAUCAAGUAUGUUUCUUCACUUUAAGUACAAAAACAUAACAAUGUCCAUCCACGUUUCUUUUCCUAACCUAUGUAACUUUACUUGCCUAAACUAUCCUACACUGUACAUUGAGUACAUAAUGUAACGAGUACGUAACAUGUCGACACCCAACGAUGUUUCUUUUCCUGCACCUAACCCACGUAACUUUACCUGUCUAACCCACAAAACUUCACAUCAAGUACGCAACUUGACGUUAACUACUUAACUUGAUGACACUCAACCAUGUUUCUUUUUGUAAACCUAACCCACAUAACUUGCCUAACCUACGCAACUUUACAUUAGGUACAUAACUUUAUGUAAGUACAUGACGAGACAAAGCCCAACACUGUUUGUUUUCCUAAACCUAACCCACAUAACUUUACUUGCCUAACCUACAUAACUUCACGUCAAGUAUGUAGCUUUACAGAAAGUACUUAACUUGAGGACAAACGAUCAUGUUUGUUUUUGUAAACCUAAUCUACAAAACUUAACGUAACUUUCAGUUAAGUACGUAACAUGAUGACACCCAACAAUGUUUCUUUUCCUAAAUCUAACCUACAUAUUUUCAUGUCAAGUAUGUAACUGUACGUUAAGUAUGUUACGUGAUGAUUCAUGUUUGGUACCUAACUUUAUGUUAAGUCCGUUAUGAGACAACGCCCAACUAUGUUUCUUUUCCUAAACCUAACCUACGCAACUUUCCUUGCCGAACCUGCGUAACUUUAUGUUAAGUACAUAACAUGCCAAGGUAUUUGUGGGGUGCUAAUCAGUUAGAUACCAUAUAACCCAUUAUAUGUACGUUUUCAUAAGAUAUAAUACAAACUGUUAUAUGAGAAUAAGUUGAAAAAGUUAGCUAUGCUAAAAGCCAUUAUAACAGAAAUAGUAAAUAAUGAUAUUACAGUGUUUAUUUUUUAAAUUACUAAUUUGCGUCAUUACAGAAGUUAAUAUGUUUUUAAAUGAGGCUUUCUCACUUAUGUAGCAGAACCCAGAGGUUUCACCGUCAGCUCAGCUUUGUGUAUGAUUCCUUUGGUGAUUGUAGACACAGCAGCGUUAGCACUCAUUUAGAGUGAUGUUUUUAAACACCUGAUGAACGUAAAUCAGAUAUUCAACAUGUUUUCAGCUCUGUUUUGUUCUCUAACAACCCCUAAGGGAUAUAUCUGUUGCUUUAGCUACUAAAUGCUCAAACUUUGCUCACAAGCUAGAUGCUAACUUUUUUUGGUGCUAGGAAGCUAGCAUACAGUGGAGUUAGCUAAAACUGCUGAAGAACUUUAUGGAACUGAGGAGAACUGCACCCAUAGAAAUGAAAUGGUUGGUUUGUUUAUGGAAGUUUAAACAGAAGUUAGCCUGCUACAACAGUUACAUGGCAAUGUUACACAGAAAAAUGGCCGCCUCUCUGAACAUCCUGCUACGUUCAUUUGAAUGGGUUCAUUUCUAUGGUUGCACCUUUCACAUCCCACAUUUAAUCCUUCGUUAAAUAUGAAUUAAUGCAGCUUUAACAAAGUAAAUCUGUCUUCUCUUGACGUUUACAGAGAGUCAAGGUCAGAUUUGUGGGUGUGUUGUUGGGAGCACUUCAAAAAAUGACUCAAAUUACAUUUUUCACCAUAACAACUUUAUUUUUGCUCAUUAUGUAAAGAGUAGGAGUCAGUGAUGCUCAUUUUGGAUCGAAACUCUUCAGUGAAGCAGCAGGUGUGGGUGUCGGAGCAGCAGAUAGCUCCAGGUUGAAUCUGAAAGUAGCCUGAUAUUGAUACUGAAUGCUGUUUAACACACGACUGGUGCUUUGUUUUUAAAAACGAGAGAGUCAAAAAAAAAACAUUUAAAACUCCCAAGAAGCAGCAGAAAAUAUGUUUAUUACUUAAUUUGCAUUGAAGUGUAUGUUAGUAUAUAAUCAGUCAGUUCUUGGCUAAGUUAAAAAUCACCCAAGAGAUUACCAAAGAGGUGGGAUGCAACAUCUGUUUUAAAAAAAUAAAAAUUAAACUACAAAAAAAAAAAAAAAAGUAAGUGGCAGUGACACUGUAUUUCCACAAGGGGGAUGUCAAUCUCCAGUCCCUGUGGUCAUCCCUUCUUCUACUUCUCUACUGAGCACUCUUCCUCCUCCUCCUCUUCCUCCUCCUCCUCCUCCUUAGUGUUCUUCCUUUGUGGUGAGCAGUGUUGUAAAUACGUCUCGUGGCUGAAUCGGAUGCUCUUUUCCCGGCCCUGGACCACACCUGCUCCACCCGCCUCCGUCUCUUUCUAUCUCUCUCUUACAUAUAAACACACACACACAUUCAGAGUAGAGCAAUGGGUCCACUGCUGCUGCACAAGAGGGAGGACAGUUGGGCUGACUGUCCCGUUCAGAUGCAACACAAACCCACAUUCUGUACAUAAUUUUCAGUGUAUGUUUACAUAGACACAGUAUAGGUGUCCUGGGGGGGGAGCAUGUCAACACGACUCACAUCUCAUCUACAGUACAGGUUAUCUGCGGUCGCUUCAUCUGAGCCAGUGUCAGUGGAAGUGUGAAGUUUUUUUUUUUAUGAUUUUAUUUUUUUGAACUGUCACCCUUUUCCCUUGUUCAAAUCCUGCAGCAGGAAAUAUUUUCAGUCUUGAGUUCAGCAGGUGUUCAUGAUGUCAAAGACUUGCCAGUGUUUUUAAUUUUAUCUCGGCCUUUUGUGGCUGUUUGUUUCUUUGGUUGUACUCUUGGUUUGUAUCUGCGGGGAUGUGUCGAAGCUGAACGUCGGCCGGUGUGUGUUUGUGUGCUGUGCAUGUUGCCAGGCUGUGCGUCCUCUUCGCACCCGUGUGCACAGGCGGUGUUGUUCCUCACAAAGGGCACCACUCUCAGCUGUCAUUCUGUCUUAAAGAUACAUGUCUUAAUUCUGUGGGAAAAUAUUUAUCAUACACACCACCUCUCAAGGCACCAGUCUGGUUUUUUUUUCUCAGCCUGUGGGAUAUAAGUGAAAUAGAAUUGGACACUGAGGAGAGCUUCAUCGACAGGUGAACACUGUUCUUUUAACUUUUUGUUUGUGUAACAGAAAAGGGGCACAUUUUAAUGGAUGGGUAUGUUUUUCCUGGCCUGCAAUGAGAUGUCAAAAAUAAAAAAGCAUAUUUCCAAAGCUGACGGUGUUUUUGAGAUCAACACGUUUUUUGUUCUUUUACUGAUGUGGAAUAAAAGCAGCUUUCUGGUUCAUAAGCAAACACUGGUUGCACUGACUUAAAUCGAGCCUGACUAUGUGUCUCUGACUCCUGUUGACUAUCUGUGUAUCAUGAUGUCACUGUCACCCAGUGUUUUUUUUUAGGAAUGACGAUAAGCAGUGUUGUGUUGUUGUGUUUUUUGGAGCAGUGGUUCCCAACUGGUGCAGCCACAGGGUCUAGAUUUCUCCUUAGUCAUUAGUUCAAGGUCCACACAGUUUGAGACAUUCGGCGUCAGACUUGCGUUUCACCAUGUCGUUGGGCUAGUUUGCUGUCUCUGUGAAGUAGCUGUUUGUUAGUCACUCACUCUACAGCAGGAAACGACACUUCACUUAACAAUAAAGUGUGUUUUUUACCAACACAUUCUCACUUUGACCUCGUCACAUAUCGACAUUUGGUCAUGGACUUUUAAACACUGAAGGUACCCUGGGUGUGUUGGUUGUUGACGUUCUAGGACGCCGUGUCAAGUUCUGCCUGUUACAUGUAUUGUCUUCUUUCAAAAUACACUUCUGUUUUCAAAAUAAAAGCACUACGUCAGUACAACACCGCAAACUUAAUAAUGUGGGUUUUUUCUGCCUUCAACAACUAACGCACAUGUUUGGGUUUAGGAAAAAAGAACAGGGUUUGGCUGUAGAAUCUUACAGGAGGUGAACAACGUUCUCUCAAGUGAAAGUCGGUGUUCGUUGGACCCAUCCACCACCCCUCCAACCCACCCCAGUCGGACUUUUGCAGCCUUAACUUUAGUUCUUGUCCUGCCACGUUUCCCCCUGACGCCACUGAACGCCAUUAAACAACUGGUCGUGUAUCAUGCCGACGUCAGAGGACACCUCUUUUCGUUGGUUUCCUGAUGCCGCAAGUCACUGCCCAAGCGUCUGAUUUCAGGGACUUCAGAGUGAGACCAGGCUCUUUUUACGAACUUGACACGUUUCAGAUUCACACGUGGUCCAUUCAGAAUGGCACCACG
Molecule: messenger RNA, 10218 nt
Organism: Epinephelus moara (kelp grouper)
Lineage: Eukaryota; Metazoa; Chordata; Actinopteri; Perciformes; Serranidae
Gene: slc8a3
Product: solute carrier family 8 member 3
Exons: 9
Coding region: 1060-3915 (951 amino acids)
Biological process (GO): cell communication; sodium ion transmembrane transport; calcium ion import across plasma membrane
Cellular component (GO): sarcolemma; axon; postsynapse
Molecular function (GO): calcium:sodium antiporter activity
Source: RefSeq, a predicted model, not a curated record